UGCAAGUCAUAUUCUGCAUGUGGUAAGUGUUCGUUAUUCGUAUUUUUUGUAGGUUACUUGAAUAAGGUCAAUGUUGACUGCAAAGCUAGCUGCAGUUGAUAUAACCAGAUAUUCCGGCUAUAACUUGCUAGCUUAUUAAAUACCAUCGUUAUUAUGUGUGUUGGUGAUGCUAGCUAGCUAACGUUACUAGUAGUUCACUUUCCAGCUAAAGCUAUUGCUUCAGUUUUGCGCUCAAACUCAGCACAAUCAUCGUUUAUUUUAGGAAGACGACACCCAUUAAUCUCUGUCUAUCCAUAGUUUUACCAGGAUGUUAUCAAGUACAGUUCCUAAACAAAUUAAGUAAAAUUGGAUUAUUACCUAGUCUUUAAAUUGGAAAGGUACAGUACAGUAGCUCUAACAUUGUAGGCAUUCUAUGUGGCAUCAUGUGUAGAGAAAUUAUACUAGCUUUAGUUUGCACUGUAGAUAUUUGUUAGUGAUGUGUUAUGAAAGUACUGAUCCUCUUCUCUUCCGUUUCUCCUGAGUCCUGGUCCUUAGUCCCGAUCACUACAGCGGUUGCCGCCUCAGCGCCUGCACCCGGUCUCUCCCUUCUGGGAGCCCGGAGACAAAAUCCGUCCAGCUCUCUUUUGGUCCGUGCGGCGGCUGUUGCUACGACGCCUGCAGCUGGGUCCUCCUUACUGGGAACCUGGGGACUAGCCCCUCUCAACGCUGCUCCCUCUACACGGGCAGCCGACACUACGACCGCCGCACCACAACUAGAACUCUACACUAGACACGAGCACAACGGCCAUCAACAUAUCGAGACAGUGCAAGUCGACUGUUAUCCAUGUCAUGGAUGGAAAAAGUACAGUGCCCGGAUCAUAUGUGCCAAAGAUGACUAUUUCGAGGCCAGAAGAAAAAUGAAAGAAUACUUGAACAGUGAUACAGCAGGUCUGCAGUCUGAGGACACCAGCACUCAAGUACUGCCGAACGGAAGAAAUGGCCUACAGUUUAGCUGCCCAACUGACGCACCAGGAUACCAGGACAUGCAAGGGUUUAUUGUUGCCAACCAGCAGGACUACUGUGACUAUAGUAGGACCUACACAAAUCUCACUACCAGUUCCAGACCAUCUCAAUUCCCUGGUCUGAACAAUGUUCCUCCAGGCACCAGCCCUUUGCCCCUGCCAUGCAGGAGAAACAUUCUACAAGUGAGCAGCCCAACGUGCUCACUAGAAAACCUUGUCCAUGACCCACCAAUGCUUACUGCCCUCAGGACCAAAUGACCAGAACCUUCACCAAUCUCAGUGGCCCUACCGGUUCAAGUUCAGAGCAGAACUGUGUUCAGGGUUGGACAGGGCGGCUCAAUCCCCUGCUCAGAGGCACAAAGGCACAUCCUACUUCUGCUGGAAAACAUUAAGCAGCAACAGUCUCAGCUGGCAGCGACUGUCAACGUGCUCUUGACCAGGUUGGGAUCCACCCCUCCCGCCCCAGCUGAACUGCCAGAGGAGUUCCAGUUUCCCCUCGACGACAUGGGGGAAGUCACAACAUUUGAAAAUUGGAUACAGAAUCCAGAGAACAGGAGGAAAAACAGAACCUUGUGUCUGCUCUAGCAGCUGUCGGUGGGCAAGACACAAAGAGGGUCACAUGGAAUAUCCUAGGUCAUCUCUUUUCAUGCACUGUCGCUAAAAUAAUUAAUUGGAAGGGCGUCAAUGGAAAAAAAAUCCUUUGACCAAAUUGGAAGCAAAGUUCUACUGAUGCGUGCUGUACAGAAAUGUGCCAUCUCAGGGACAGCAACAGACACGGAGAUUUCCCAGCAUGCCAUUAGGUGGUUCAACUUGGCAACUGACCGAGGGGGUUGCCGCAAGGAGCGCAGCAAACAGGCUGAACAAGAAGCAUCUCCGACAGUGUAGCACAGGGCUCUUGUAUAUGUAUGUCUGUAUACCUACAGACUAUCUUGGACCCCUGCUUUUUUUUUGUUUUAAGAUGUGUGACAAAGACCACAUUUCAUUGUUUUAACUAUACAAAAUAUAAUUUGUUUUAUCUUGGACAGACAGCAUUUUACAUUUACUUGAAGUGUUACAUUCCUGAUUUCAAAGUGUACCAUAAUAAUAAUAACGUUUUGCCGUUUUGCCUAGUUCUGCCUUCUGAAUGUAGUCAAUCAAUUGCAUUAGUCUCUGCCUUCAAAGCAGAUUUGCUUAAAUUUCAAUUACAUUAACUCAUCCAAUGACCAUUUAUUGUUUGGUCUUACCAUAUUACGUAUUAC
This is a messenger RNA of Hypomesus transpacificus, 2239 nucleotides long. RefSeq lists its product as uncharacterized. Bases 483 to 1259 code for a protein of 258 amino acids. The transcript is spliced from 10 exons. Lineage: Eukaryota; Metazoa; Chordata; Actinopteri; Osmeriformes; Osmeridae. The record is from RefSeq and is a predicted model, not a curated record.